Molecule: messenger RNA, 1262 nt
Organism: Sinocyclocheilus rhinocerous
Lineage: Eukaryota; Metazoa; Chordata; Actinopteri; Cypriniformes; Cyprinidae
Product: tumor suppressor candidate 5 homolog
Exons: 4
Coding region: 327-1124 (265 amino acids)
Cellular component (GO): membrane
Source: RefSeq, a predicted model, not a curated record
GGAGCACGCGCACAGGUUCACGCAGUGAGGGAGAACCGAGUCAUAAACGCAGUGGAUCAUAUGCCGACAGAUCACCCCACGUUUUUACACUGAUACACACUAGUAUAUGGUAGGAUAAAGCAAGGCUUUAUUUUCGUCUUAAUUCUUGUGGCACCACCUGAACGUCGAUGUGCAACUGUUUAUUUAAAUUCAAAAUGAGAAAGAUCCUAAUUAUUUUUGCAGUCAUUUUGCAUUAGAUUAAGUUCUCAACGAAUCAGAAACCCUAAAUUUAUUCGGACAUAUAAGCUUGAUUUUGCCACACAUCAGUUGUCAUAAACAUCUUGGGAAUGGAUGUGAACGCUGAGGCCAGCAUUCCCACUGCUGCCCCUGGUGCAGUGGAGGAAGAACAGCAACAGCAACAAUCAGAGCAAAAAUCAGAGCAAGAGACCAGUCAGCAACCAGAUAUAGAGUCGGACCUCACCGCCAACACCUCACAGCCAGUCAAGACCGAGCAACAAGAUCCACCCCCCACCACAACACCUACCCCCGCUGGAGACCCCGCCCCCUCUCAGGAUGCCCCACCCAGAGAUCACCUGACAGUCAUCGACGAGAAUAUGGGAACAAGUAAUGGUGUUUGCCCUGGUCCUAUCGAAAGGUCUCCGAGCGCUGCUUCUCCUCCUCGUCAGCAGCACGCCAAGCCCAACCAUGAGCACGCAAACGGGCGAGCCAGGCUGAGCAGCCGCUCCGGGUCAGUGAGUCACGCCGGGUCACCUCGACCGUCACUCACCCGACAGCCCAGCGCAGCCACUGAUGUCGGAGACGGACCCAAACCCAACGAUUAUCUCAUAUGGGCGAUUCUGGCCUGCCUCUGCCCUGUCUGGCCCAUUAACAUCGUCGGCUUGACCUUCUCAGUCAUGUCUCGAAACAGUCUGCAGCAGGGCAAUGUGGAUGGUGCGCGUCGUCUUGGCCAGAAUGCAAAAAUCCUGUCCAUCGUGUCAUUGGUGGGUGGGAUUGUCAUCAUUAUUAUUACUAUCGUCAUCAACUGGGGUGGUGAGUAUCUUUCCCAUGAGGCCAGAGCAUGUGAAACUGAAUGCAAGUUUAGAGCUGACUUUGUGAUUUGGAUCAAUGUCAAGCUGAAGCUUUAGCUCACAGUCAGGAUGUGAAUGAGAUCUGAUUACAGGUGAGAUUGAUCUUUGGCCUGUAUCUAAUGGAUCUAAGUUUGUUGUUUUAUAGUUUGUAUAAGUAGUGAUUUUCACAGGUAACCUGUUUAUAUGUCUGACAUC